Molecule: messenger RNA, 1733 nt
Organism: Neofelis nebulosa (Clouded leopard)
Lineage: Eukaryota; Metazoa; Chordata; Mammalia; Carnivora; Felidae
Product: protein FAM90A27P-like
Exons: 2
Coding region: 364-762 (132 amino acids)
Source: RefSeq, a predicted model, not a curated record
GGUCCCGGAAGGAGCUGCCUUGGCAAAGUCCACAGGGGCCGCGGGGCCUCCGUCGCCCCUAAACCAGGCCAACGACUGGGCUCCGGGGUCUUCUUGGUUCCCAGUCAGUGGUGGCCACCGGGGUCGGGGGCAUCCGGCAGUUCCCGUGAUUUGUUCCGCAGGCAAGAGGAGCGGAAAGAGAAAGACCUGCCCCGGAAAUUACCCGGGAGACCCCAGCGGAAGCCGCAGAGCGCCUGCAGGGAACCCGCGGACUCGGGCGCCCACCUGCGGCGCCCCACCAGGCCGUUGCCCGCCCAAACCAAUACGAAGCCAUCUGUCCUGGGCCCUGUCCCCACGGGUCAGCCACCUGCUAGGACAGGUGACAUGCGGUCGUCCUGCCCUACACGGCCCCUCUAUAAGGCCCCUGAAGUGCGUGCUUGUGAACCAGCCCGAAGAUGCGGUGCGGACUUGCCCUGCGAAGAUCCAAAGAGCUCCCUCUGGGACCAGGCUCUCAUUUCCAAGUCGACAGCCAGCUGGCCUGAGGUUUCCUCCCGUGAUGUUCCCCCGUCGGCCAGGAAGACACUGGCCCUGGGUCCUGUGUGUCACCACCAGGCACAAGCCAAGCAUCCUCCUGUGGACUCAAAGCCCCACCCACAGCCUGCCACGGGAACACAUGGCCAGAGCUCCAAAGUCAGCAUCCAGGCACAGGGGAAGAGGUCUCCCCAGGUCCCCAUGCAGCCUUCCCAGAACCCUCCAAAGAAAGCAAGAUUCAACUUCUUCUAACCCCCCUCCCAGGUGGGUCUCAGUGACCUGGUCUGGGGGUUGUCCCGGUCUCAGCUUCCCCCCAGUAUCCAAACAGAUACCUCAAGUGACCGGGAAGAUACCGGUCCUAAUGCCCAGUCUUGAACGCCAGGCUCCACCUGACUCACCUGGUCUGAGCCCCGUUCAGACCUGUGCUGUCCCCUAACCCUGACCACCCAGGCAUGUUCCAGGCCAGCAGGGGCGAGGAUGGGACAUGAGAUGGGACAGGGUGUGGCAGGGCUCCAGGUUUUCCACUGUUCCUGUCUCCCUCUGGAGAAGUCUCCACCCGCUGGUCAGAGCCCUCCCAUCUCAGAGGCCUCGGAGAGACAGGUUCCCGGUGUUCCACUGAGAGGACCUCCUGGUCUCUUCCCCUGCUGAGAAUGACUGAGUGUGACCAAUGUCCCACCCUGGAAGUGGCUGAAAGGUGGGAAAAGAGGCAGGAACAUCUGUGUCCCUUGAGUCGGCAUUUCUGCCGGUGGUGCCUGUGCACCUGCUGGGGCUCCAGGUGACACUGUGGGUCACCGGACAGACAUCACCUUUACAUUUUGUACAUUUAAGUCAUGGUGGGAAUGGAGCGUAUGAAAUUGUCAUGGGUAGUCCUUUGUAAAUCAGAUGUUAUUUAAGAAACUAAGUCAACAAGGGGAAGCUAUGUUGUACCCUAACAUGAAUAGAAAGCUAUUAAUUCAUCUGUGUGGGUGGAUAAAUGACUAGUAUUUGGGUAACUGGGGAAAAGGCCUCUCUGUGAUGGUGGAGAAGGCCUGAACCCUCCGGAAGAGUGCCCUCUCCUGGUUAUCGAGAUUUUGACUUUGAAGGAAUUUCAGUGGAAAUUCUCCUUGCCUUGGGGAAAUGGGAAUAUUCUUUUAACCUUGCACAUUUUGUUAUUAAAAAUGGUUGCAAUGUUAUGUUUGACUACUUUCUUUCAAUAUGAAUAAAAUUGUCUGAAAUGGAACGUG